This is a messenger RNA of Brassica oleracea var. oleracea, 1425 nucleotides long. Its product is annotated as xyloglucan galactosyltransferase KATAMARI1 homolog. The record is from RefSeq and is a predicted model, not a curated record. Lineage: Eukaryota; Viridiplantae; Streptophyta; Magnoliopsida; Brassicales; Brassicaceae. Gene Ontology annotation, molecular function: glycosyltransferase activity. Bases 1 to 1425 code for a protein of 474 amino acids. The transcript has a single exon.
AUGAAGAAAUUCAAUCCAAGAAAGAGAAAGGUUGCGAGGAAACAAUCUCCAAAUCUUUUGAUAUACAUCUUACCAACACUUUUGUUCUGGGUACUCUUUGUCCCUCGCAUCAAUCAAACCGUAACCUAUCUCUUUCCUUCCUACCAAGAAACCCUAAACAUCACUCUAAAGACUAAACAUGAAGAAAUAGAUACUUGCGCCGGAAGGUACGUCUAUAUCCACAAUCUCCCCAGUAGAUUCAAUGAGGAUUUGAUCGAAAGUUGUGAAUCAUAUGCCGAGUUACGCAAUAAGUGUAAGUACCUGGUUAACUCUGGUUUCGGUCCACCGAUCUUAGAGGAUGAACAUAACCACACAGUUCGUGUAUUAACCACCGAGACCGAUUCUUGGUACUCGACCAAUCAGUUCAUGCUUGAAGUUAUCUUCAGAGAGAAGAUGAGACACUACGAGUGUUUGACUAACGACUCAUCCCUCUCUUCUGCAGUCUUCGUCCCGUUCUACGCUGGCUUCGACGGGAGACGCUUUUGGGGAUACAACGUGAAGCUCAGAGACGAACUCGGUGAAGAUCUAGCUCAAUGGCUUAGGGAGAGACCUGAGUGGACGAAAAUGCACGGACGAGAUCACUUCUUUGUCACAGGAAGGGUUGGUCGGGAUUUUAGAAGGGUGUCUGAUCAAGAUUCAGACUGGGGAAACAAGCUCAUGAGGUUGCCUGAGUUUGAGAACAUGACGAUGUUAUCUAUCGAGACAAACUCUUGUAGCAACGAGUUUGCGGUUCCUUAUCCAACGUACUUCCAUCCAAAGACCAAAACCGAGGUUAGGACAUGGCAGAGGCAAGUGAGAACGGUUCAGAGACGAUACUUAUUCUCGUUCGUCGGAGCUCCAAGGCCGGAGAUGGAGGAAUCUAUAAGAGGAGAGGUUAUAAAACAGUGCCUUGCGUCACAAGAAAGAUGCAAGUUUCUUAACUGUGACACACCAAGUAAAGAUUGUGGUAACCCGGUUAAGGCGAUGGAAGUGUUUCAAGAUUCGGUUUUCUGUUUACAACCACCAGGAGAUACAACUACAAGGAGAUCAACGUUUGAUUCGGUUUUAGCCGGUUGUAUACCGGUUUUCUUUAGACUCAAUUCUGCUCAGUACAAGUGGCAUUUCCCGGUUGAUCAUACCAAGUAUUCGGUUUACAUUUCGGAAGAUGAUGUGAGAGACGGUAAGGUUAGUAUUGAGAAGAUAUUGAGUAUGAUUAAUGAAGAAGAUGUUUUGAGUAUGAGGAAUGAGGUUGAGAAGAUUAUACCGAAGAUUAUCUAUGCCAAACCGGGGGCUGUUGGACCGGAGAAGAAUGAAGAUGCGUUUGAAAUUGCGGUGAGUAGGGUUCUUGAGAGAGUGUCUUCAUUAUUCAAGAAUCAAGAUAAUGACCAAAAUCUAGGAAUGACAUAA